AGGUGAGUAAAAGUCAACAGCAAAAGACUCGACUCGGUCGAGGUAAUGAGUCAGUAUGUCGGAUUUAUCUCGAGCUCGGUCGUAUCUGUAUCAGUUCUCCGGCGCUUGAUACAACCUGGCUCGUCUACUCUCUCUGUCUCCUUCUCCUUUGGGAUUCGUUCUUCGGUUCGGUCUUUUCGAUCGAAGGAUGAUGAAGAUUAUGAUGCGUUGACUCGGUUUUGUGACUUUACUCUAGUUUUUGAUCAUAGGUCGGUGGACUUGAAUUUUAUGUAUGCUGCUGGCAACACAUUGGGAUGCACAUAGAAGAGAAACAACCCUGAUCCCCGUCCCCACGAUGAAAAUAAAACGUAAAAAUGGCUACCUGAGUAAGAUGCUCUCUGACCCCGCUUGAAUCUAGCACUGUGAAGAUCAUCCAAAAAUGUUUGCUCCCUGCUGAAGUUUCUCGUCCGUUGCAUGGCAGCGUCGCCGCCCGACAGAUACGCCAGAAUGUGGACACAACAUCAAGGUUCGAAGAUGCGCGCACGUCGUGUCGACUCCGCGGUAUAUGUCGAGUGCAUGAAGAGCCACGCGAAGAGGAAUGGCGCUCGUUUCAUUCGAUACGUACGUGGCGGGGCUUGCGGUGUGCCUUCGCGCCGGGAAGGCAGUCCGGAGAUGCACCAGGCGGGACUGGUGCACACUAGCGCCACAACCCUCGGCGUCCAUGACGUUGAAAUUGAAGAUGAAGACGCUUUACCAGUCUUUUUCGAUGGUGAACGCUUUCGUGCUGAUGAGGAGGAUAUCGAAGUUGUUGUGCGUGUCCAUGACGGAAACCGAAUCGGAGAUGCUGAAGUUGAUUUGCUCUCGUCUUCGCUGCCGUCAUCCACAUCUUCGAGCUCAGCAUCAUCAGGCUUGGAGGUGAUGUCAUCGGAUGAAGAAUACUUCGGUGGUGCGACUUCGAGGAACAGGAACGCUAGGAUUCAAGCAAGUUCGAACACAACGGAUUCAUCCGAAAACUCUCACGUGUCCGAUCCCGACCUCUGUAAUUCAUAGAAGAUAAAAUAGAGUAAUCGACUCGCAUGGUUUUGACAAAAUUUCUAAACAUCAUGCAAGUACUAUCGUCCGCUCAUGGAUUCCAGACCCUUCCAGAGUGCAUCCUACACGCGACACAAAUUUUAUCUCAACAACUUAUAUGAUGUAACCGGAUCUCGAUGUCACCUUUGACUAGCAGCUCGCUGCUUUUGAUUGCUUUUGUUAAACUUGCAGUAUUGCGACGGACUAAGAAGUGAGAAAGAGACAAGGCGGUGUUCGUCUUUUCUUGUGCGGUUGUUCCUUCUAUAAAAUUAUAAUGCGUUGUUUAUGCUUCCACAAAAGAGGUGAUGCCCCACUGAUUUACGCCAUUCCCGGAGAAGUAGAGAGAUGUAUGCUUGAUGCUGCGAUCUUAGUCCCUUAAUGAUCAAUCCGGUUAAUGUCAAAGAAAGUUCAAUUGAGUGGAUUAUGAGAAGCAAAGGCGUGGUUUGAGGGACAGUCUGAGAAAUCCAUGAAAGGUGCUGCGGUCUUUCCUUGGCCUGUUUCAGGCAAGGCAGGAUGAUGCAGAGUGGGGCAAAAA
This is a messenger RNA of Amoebophrya sp. A25, 1585 nucleotides long. The record is from the annotation of a GenBank genome assembly. Lineage: Eukaryota; Dinophyceae; Syndiniales; Amoebophryaceae.